AUGGCAGCUCUGGCAGGAAAUAAGCCGAACAGUAAAAGAGCCAAAAAGUCCCCAUCCACGCUUCCAGCAGACUACUCUGAUGUCCUCAGCCAAAUCGCAACCUUACGGUCCCUAGCCGCCACCCCCGACUUACAAAAUAGAGGUUAUAUUCGACAAAAGCAGGCUGGAAAGCUAUGGGUCCGCGAGCGCAUCGACCAGCUCCUUGACCCGGGAACGUUUCGUGAAGAAGGAUCCAUCAGUGGCACAGUGAAAUGGAAGCAAACCGGCCCGUUGGCAGAGACACCUGUGGCAUUUACUCCCACUAACAACCUGCAGGGUCUGGAUCAACUGCGGGGCCGGACCAUAGUGCUCACGGCCGACAAUUUCAGCAUCCGCGGAGGACAUGCGGAUGGCGCUAUAGCUGAGAAGACCAUGUAUAUGGAGAAGAUGGCCGUUGCGAUGAAAUUGCCGAUUAUAAAAUUAGUUGGAUGGGAGUUCAGGCUGCGGGAGCGUGACGGCGAUCAGAAAGUAGGGAUGGUCAUCGGACUGGGGGCUGCAAGAGUCGUUUCCUGUCACUUUUCGGUCAUGGCUGCAGACGUCGGCGCUCUGUUCAACGCCGGCCCAAAGGUCGUUGAAGGCGCCACGUUCGAGGAGGGUCUCGAUUUCCAAGACCUGGGCGGUCCGAUGAUGCAUUGCACAAACGGAACAAUAGAUAACCUCGCCGCAAACGAGGCAGAAUGCUUUGAGCAACUGAGAACUGUUCUUGGAUACUUGCCCAAUUCUGGCAGCGAGGCACCACCUACAGUUCCGUGCAACGACCCAGAAGACAGAGAGGAUAUUGGGCUUCGAACAAUCAUACCAAGGAAGCAAACGAGAAUGUAUAAUCCCCGAACCAUCAUAACAUCUGUUGUUGAUAGAGGAUCUUGGUUCGAGAUCGGAGCAUUAUGGGGGACGACUAGCAUCACUGGCUUUGCGAGGCUGGGAGGUCGUCCCAUAGGAAUUGAAUCUUCAAAUUGUGAGGUAAAAAGCGGCGCGUUGGAUGUAGCCGGAAGCCAGAAAUUGACGAGUUUUUUGAAGCUGUGUGACGUGAUGAACCUCCCGCUUGUUCAAUUCGUCGACGUCCCCGGAUAUGCUAUUGGGACUGUAGCUGAAAGGACUGCGACAAUGCGCUGGGGUGUAGAGCUUGGCAAAACCUACUUUUCCACAACAAUGCCAAUUUUCAGUGUCAUUACAAGGCGAGUAUUUGGCGUUGCUGGUGGUAUUAUGGUUGGAUGUCGAGAUCCCGCGAUGCAAUGUGCCUGGCCUUCCGGGCAAUGGGGAUCGCUGCCCUUGGACGGCGGAAUCGAAGUUGGCCACCGGCAUGAACUGCGAGAGGCAGAGAAGGCCGGAAGAAAGGCAGAACGAUACAAGGAGCUAGAGGAGGAGUAUCUUCGCCUCAUGAACCCCGUUAGGACGGCGAAUGCGUUUGGGGUAGAAGAGAUUAUCGACCCCAAAGAUACACGUUCGAUCUGCUGUGCGUGGAUUAAACGUGUAUAUGACGCCAUCAUUCCCGAGAGGUUAUCAGAUCGGACAAAUGGGAGGAUUCAGCCCAGUUUCUUUUAA
Molecule: messenger RNA, 1581 nt
Organism: Histoplasma capsulatum G186AR
Lineage: Eukaryota; Fungi; Ascomycota; Eurotiomycetes; Onygenales; Ajellomycetaceae
Product: propionyl-CoA carboxylase
Exons: 4
Coding region: 1-1581 (526 amino acids)
Molecular function (GO): propionyl-CoA carboxylase activity
Source: RefSeq, a predicted model, not a curated record